Molecule: messenger RNA, 9872 nt
Organism: Coregonus sp. 'balchen'
Lineage: Eukaryota; Metazoa; Chordata; Actinopteri; Salmoniformes; Salmonidae
Source: the annotation of a GenBank genome assembly
UUAUGGUUCCCUCUGGGAUUCAGGUUUGGAGAUGAAUGCUUUUUAUCUGUUUUCACUGGCUUUGUGUCUGUCAAGAUACCCAAGAAACCCCAAGACCAUAAGUAAACCUGGAAUUUGGUCAUCAGAUUUACAGGGCCUAUUUCUGUACUAAAGAUCAUGCUCAAUGGAGAAUAUGAAGUGCUUUUAUUCUGGGAAAAUGCUUCAUCUGGGUCUGGGAAUGCAGCCCAUGGUGUAUUCUUGUGCUUGUGCACAAUCUAUGUAUUAGAGGGCAGACUUGGGGUGGAACAUAGUUAUUUCCUGACUGUGUGUGUGUGUGUGUGUGUGUGUGUUUGCUCUGUAGGUUUUACAUGGUAACCAUUCCUGCAGUGAUCCAGGCAGGUUUAGAAGCCAAGAUUUGCGCAAGGCUUCUGCAGCCAAACGAGACCCUGGUCAUGACCAUAUCUCGGAUCGCCAAAGGACGGAACAAAAUCCUUCUCCAGGAGAGUUCUGACCAAGAGUUUCACCUCUGCUUCCAAUUUCAGGUCAGCCCAACACUGGUGUCCACCAGUCAGAUCAACAAGUGAUGCCAUUCAGAUAAAAGUGUAUUUCUCAGGCUCAUAAUGAAUCUUUAGGUUUUUGUUAAACGUCAUCCUGUGGGUCAUAUCAAUAUGGUUCUGGAGUUUAGGCUGAAUUCUACCUGGUUUUGGUUGGAUGUUACGGUUGGUUCAUUAGCUCACCAGUGUGUUGCUCCAUCCCUUUGCCUGAUAGGCCCCUCAACUGCAGGAAGAAAGAGAGCAAAACUUUAAGGUGGAGGUUCGAUGUGAAACAUUUCUAUCGACAGAGGAGAGAAAGGUCAUGAUCAAACCCUACAGCCCCAUGACAGCACAAAUAGGUAAUUUUAGGCAGAGCAAAGGUCAUGUAGUCUCUAAUGUGACAAUGUUCAGCCUUACUUACAGACAUCUAUAGCUUGCUUGUUUUAUCCGCCUAAAAUGUUAAUUGAGUGCCUUUAAAAUAAAGUGUGUGCUUCCUUGUUUUUUCUACAGUGCAUUUUAGAGUCAUGUCCUUGGAUACCAAUUUUUGCACUGUCAAUCAGCUGGUGAGUGUUGAAAAUGUGCAACAUUUGAUAAUGAAACCAAAGUUGACAAUAUCUACCUAUUCGGACACCCUGUAGAUCAUUAUUUCAAAGCACUAUUUCAAACAAAAAAGACAGAUAUGGAAGAAUCACAAGUAGGCUACCACAACCUGAACAGUACUGUGCGAUAGAUUAUAAUUAGUCAUGCGUGAUAGAGAAAAGUACUUUGUAAAAAAUAAACGCUACAAUAACUUAGUAACUGUACUGAAAUCAACAGUACUGAUGCUAUCUAUUCUCUAUAUGUAGCCUGGGCUGUCUGUUCAACUCAAAGUUGAAGAUUGUAAUACUCAGGGCAAAAGUGCAUCCAUCAGCUGAGGUCCUCUAAGUUAACAUGUGUGGGCUGAUUUGAAGGCUUUCAAACAUUCACCAUGGGUCAUGGAAUUGAAUGGAACACACACACACACACAAACACACACGAUAUGUUGGGAGCAGCACAUCGUCAGCCACAGAGAAGCCCCCUUGGAGCAUGUAGUCUCCCAAGUCAGACUCUGUAGUCUCGCAUUUGUCAAGCCAGACACUGUAGAGCAGGGGUAUUCAACUCUUACCCUAAGAGGUCCGGAGCCUGCUGGUUUUCUGUUCUACCUGAUAAUGAAUUGCACUCACCUGGUGUCCCAGGUCUAAAUCAGUCCCUGAUUAGAGGGGAACAAUGAAAAAAUGCAGUGGAACUAUCUUCGAGGUCCAGAGUUGAGUUUGAGGGCUAUAGAGCAUGAGGCACCAUUCCCAAUUGGAGUGUGGCUUAUUCUUGAGACAUUGGUAUUUAGAGGCUAAGAUCAGAGGAAAGCCAAGGAAUUAAAGGGGGGAAUUACUUCUGUAGACCCCAAGUAUAUCGUCAAUGCUCUGAGGAGAAUCAGGCAAGCAGUGAGAGAGUCCCAGAUGAUGUGUGACUGAUUUACAUUUCAAGCCAGUCACCUUCCUUGAGUUUUAGGCCACACUAUGCUCUUCUAUUUAUACUCAUUUGAAAGUUAACAUUAUAAAACAUUAAUCAAUGUCAUGUAUUUUUGUCCUUCACAGUACAACAUUGUGGAGCUUGAGGUAAGAUCCCAACUAGUCCCUAACUUUAUAAUGACUAACGUUGUAAAUAAAGUGCAAUCAAAACAUGAUAAUACAUUUUCCUCCAUUAUCAUAAGAAAAUAGCCCGGUGUGCCAUCUUUCAGUUCCACACACACACACACACACACACACACACACACACACAAUAUCAUGUAUUAAUACACUACAUUACCAGAAGUAUGUGGACACCUGCUCAUCGAACAUCUCAUUCCAAAAUCAAGGGCAUUAAUAUGGAGUUGGUCCCCCCUUUGCUGCUAAAACAGCAUUCAUCGACGGGACGGACCAAGGCGCAGCGUGAUAUGCGUACAUGUUUAUUAAAUAUUAAACACAACGACAAAAUAACAACCGAAACGUGACGUCCAAGGCAACACAACAUACCUUAACACGGAACAAGAUCCCACAACCCACUAGUGCCAAUAGGCUGCCUAAGUAUGGUCCCCAAUCAGAGACAACGAGCUACAGCUGCCUCUGAUUGGGAACCACACCGGCCAACAUAGAUCUACACAUAAUAGAAACCCAACAUAGAAAUACACAACAUAGAACAUACACACCCUGACUCAACAUAUACGAGUCCCCAGAGUCAGGGCGUGACACCUCCACUCUUCUGGGAAGGCUUUCCACUAGAUGUUGGAACAUUGCUGUGGGGAUUUGCUUCCAUUCAGCCACAAGAGCAUUAGUGAGGUCGGGCACUGAUGUUGGGCGAUUAGACCUGGCUCACAGUCGACGUUCAAAUUCAUCCCAAAGGUGUUCGAUGGGGUUGAGGUCAGGGCUCUGUGCAGGCCAGUCAAGUUCGUCCACACCGAUCUCCACAAACCAUUUCUGUAUGGACCUCGCUUUGUGCACGGGGGCAUUGUCAUGCUGAAACAGGAAAGGGCCUUCCUCAAACUCUUGCGACAAAGUUGGAAGCACUGAAUCGUCUAGAAUGUAAUUGUAUGCUGUAGCGUUAAGAUUUCCUUUCACUGGAACUAAGGGGCCUAACCCGAACCAUGAAAAACAGCCCCAGACCAUUAUUCCACCUCCACCAAAUCUAACAGUUGGCACUAUGCAUUGAAGCAGGUAGCGUUCUCCUGGCGUGCGCCAGACCCAGAUUUGUCAGUCGGACUGCCAGAUGGUGAAGCAUGAUUCAUCACUCCAGAGAACACUUAGGCUUGUGUGCGGCUGCUCGGCCAUGGAAACCAUUUUCAUGAAGCUCCCUACGAACAACUUUUGUGCUGACGUUGCUUCCAGAGGCAGUUUGGAACUCGGUAAUGAGUGUUUCAACCGAGGACAGACAAUAUUUACGCGCUAUGUGAUUCAGCACUCGGCGGUAACGUUUUGUGAGCUUGUGUGGCCUACCACUUCGGGGCUGAGCCGUUAUUGCUCUUAGACCUUUCCACUUCACAAAAACAGCACUUAUAGUUGACCAGGGCAGCUCUAGCAGGGCAGAAAUUUGACAAACUGACUUGUUGGAAAGGUGGCAUCCUAUGACGGUGCCACAUUAAAAGUCACAGAUCUCUUCAGUAAGGCCAUUCUACUGGCAAUGUUUGUCUUUGGAGAUUGCAUGGCUGUGUGCUCGAUUGUAUACACCUGUCAGCAACGGGUGUGGCUGAAAUAGCCGAAUCCACUAAUUUGAAUGGGUGUCCACAUAUUUCUGUAAAUACAGUAUAGUGUAUUUCCCAUCAUAGCGAAAAGUUAAAAAACGUCCAAUCAGCUUUGCUUUAUUUCUUCCAUUCCUUCACAAAAAGGAUGUAAAUCGCAACAGGAUUGGACAGUGGGUCAACACCACAUCCAGUGGCAAAAUAUUACAGUUUUCUCACCCCCUGAACUCUAAAUCACCUAAGGGAACCUAUUAUGUUAUUGUGUGGAUUGGUGAAAAUAAAAUACUCCAUAGCUUCAAGGUAGAACAGUAUGGUAGGUUGAUUUACUUUCUUUUACCUUUCAUGUAAAGCAUUAUGUUAAUGGUUCUGCCAGUUGAAUGAAUGCAUCAGUAUCUUGGAACAUCUAAUGUGAUGACCACUGUCUUUUUAUCUUUAGUUUUGCCAAAGUUUGAGAUCAAAUUGAACCUCAGCGAUGAGAUCAGCGUUGGACAAGAGGAGUACAAAGUGGACGUGUGUGCAAAGUGAGUCUUCUAUGUUUGAGUCCCUGAGACUUAAACGUUGGGGUUAGGGUUAGUACAUCUGACAAUUGAAAAUGGUUUGAUGUUUGAUGUCAAUGUGUAUUAAGAGUUACACAUUUAAAAUUUAAAAUCUGAUACACGUAUGGGCAGCCUGUACCUGGUAAAGCAGAGGUAGAGUUGUGCCGACACUUAGUGGACAAUAUAUUGAUAACACUUGACAUUGAUGAAGGCAAUCCACAAGGAGUUCCUGUUUAUACACCUCCCUGAGGUCUGAAUGCCUUCCUAACAUAGUUUUCACCAGGAUUGUUUGUGACAACAACUUUCUAAAUUUUGUGAUAGGGUUGAAUUAAGUACAUUUAAAUCACUCUGUCAAGUCUCCCCAAUUAUAAUGUUAGUAGCUUUGUUUGCUUUUUCUAGAUGGCCCAAACUGGCUGUGCCUCUCACGUCUUCAACAUGUCAACUUUCAAGGAUGAUAGAAAGAAAAUCGUCAGAGACGAUCUUAUAUUUAAUGCAAAAAUAGAGGAGGGCGGCACUGUGAAGAUAAGAUUCCUGAUUAAUUUUAAAUGAAACACGUUUAAUUGUAUCAAAAUGAUUAGGCCUGCCUUGUUUGUCCUUUGGUGCUACAUUACAAUGUAUUUCCGUUGACAGAUAUACAUUUACAUUUUAGUCAUUUAGCAGACGCUCUUAUCCAGAGCGACUUACAGUUAGUGAGUGCAUACAUUAUUUUUUAUUUUUCAUACUGGCCCCCCGUGGGAAUUGAACCCACAACCCUGGCGUUGCAAACACCAUGCUCUACCAACUGAGCUACAUCCCUAUAACACACUCUCAAGAAAAGCACUUUCCUGUGUCAUUGGAAAGCUCUCAUUUUUCGACACACCCAAAAUGUAUGAGCAUGGAUCAAUUGUAGAGAGCAAGGUAUGUCCAAAUACAGCAUUUUGUAGACUUGUGUACACAAGUGUCAUUUUUGUAUUGUGGAUGCCAUUUGUUCUUUGAGAUUUCUGCUUCACUCAAUGUGGCUGGUAAAAAUGAAAUACAUUACCAUUCAUAACCCCCCCCCCCCCCCCCCCCCCCCCACACACACACACAUACCUUUCCUCUGAUUAAAGUUGUUCACUUCAAUGACACCCCUAUUUCCAACAAGUCAGUCUAUCUGUUUGAGGGCCAAAGGGGGUCAGCACAUCAUCUACAGAACCUAACCACGGACAGUCAUGGUAUUGUCAGUUUCUCACUAAACACAACUGGAAUGCCCAAAGAUGAUAUUGCUCUCACAGUAAGUGUGAUUCCUCCUACUUUUUAAAUGAAUAGUUCACCCAAAUUACGAAAUGUGUUUACUUUACCUUGUAUGCAAUCCAUGGACAAGGACAGGGUGCAAAACAUGUUUUGGUUUUGUAUUCCUAGCAAUUGUCACCAACUGCAAACUUCAGCAUUCUCCAACCAAAACUAUUGAAAGUCAAUGUACCCGAUAUAAUCAUGUUUCAAAUGUCAUGCCCAAAUCAUCUGAAACUAACUUCAAACUAAGUUAUUGAGCUCAGCUACACAAUCCUUUGUUUUUGACUGCUGUAAACAUUGGAGAAAAAAUAAUAUUGCUUCCUUUUCUUGCUUCCCAGAUAAGCCACACACUAGAAUUAGGGGAACACAGACUUUCACUGAUCCAGCCCACUGCCCCUCACAGUAAAACAUCCAGCUCACUGGCUAUUCAGAAGAUGGAGAAACCACUGGCAUGUGGGGAGGAAGGGUCAAUCACUAUACACUACACCAUCGUAGGAGAGACCGUCCCAAGGGGCUCUGUUGAUUUCAUCUACCUGGUGAGUAGAACAAGGGCCCUGUUCGAAUACUUCAGAAAAGUCUCCUUCCAUCCUUGUUUCUUUGAGCAUAGAUCUACACUGAGUGUACAAAACAUUAGGAACACCUGCUCUUUCCAUGACAUAGACUGAUCAGGUGAAUCCAGACGAAAGCAAUGAUCCUUUAUUGAUGUCACUUGUUAAAUCCACUUCAAAUCAGUGUAGAUGAAGGCAGGUUAAAUAAGGAUUUUUAAGCCUCAAAACAAUUGAGACAUGGAUUGUGAUUGUGUAUAUUUCAGAGGGUAAAUGGGCAAGACAAAAUAUUUAAGUGCCUUUGAACAGGGUAUGGUAGUUGGUGCCAGGUGUACCGGUUUGAGUGUGUCAAGAACUGCAACGCUGCUGGGUUUUUCAAACUCAACAGUUUCCUGUGUGUAUCAAGCAUGGUCCACCACCAAAAGGACAUCCAGCCAACUUGACACAACUGUGAGAAGCAUUGGAGUCAAUGCGGGCCAGCAUCCCUGUAGAAUGCUUUCGACACCUUGUAGAAUCCAUGCCCUGACGAAUUGAGGCUGUUCUGAGGGCAAAAGGGGAUGCAACUCAAUAGUAGGAAGGUGUUCCUAAUGUUUUGUACACUCAGUGUAUAAGAGAUUGGAUAUGGUUAACUUACCAUAUUACUUACCUAUUUCAACCAACUAUAGGGCCAAGGAACAAGCUGUGACAACCUGCAAAUCCACACUCACCUUUAUAGGAAGGAUGCCCCACAGUACCAAUACUCAUCACUUCCUUCUGAUUUGAUUGGAUACAUGUUUUCCCUUUCUCUCCUCCAGGCCUUAUCCAGAGGUGUGAUAGUUCAGCAUGGAUACAUGAAGGUUGCCAUGCAGGAGAGUUCUGGUGAGUGAUUGAGUGAGUGAGUAAGAUUUCCCCCCAAAUAGUGAUUGUGAACACACUGGAAGGUGCUUGAUGAUAGUGACAUGCACUUGCAUUGCAGUCACUGAGGGUGAAGUCACAGUGAAGUUGGCAGUGGUUCCAGAGAUGGCGCCGCUGGUGCAGGUCCUGGUGUACAGUAUGCUACCCAGCGAGACUGUCAUCGCCCACAUCAUGGACUUCCCCACUGAGAAAUGCUUCAGACACAACGUGUGUGUUACCAAUUAAUAUAAGGUAAAUGUAUGUAAAAAUGUACAUAGAUAUAAUGUAUUCAGUCAGGCUGUUACAUGCUUUCAACAACUCAUCCAGUAUGUGUGUGUGUCAUGUGUGCCAUGUGUUGGUGGAGUUCUCUCCCUCCAAAGCAGUGCCAGGGGAGGAGAAAACCCUGCAGCUCUCAGCCCAGCCCGGCUCCCUCUGUGGCCUCAGUGAUGUGGACCAGAGUGUUCGCAUCAUGGAGCCGGGAAAGGGGCUUGAUUCUGGCAAGGUAUGGAUCUCUGGAAAUAUAAAUAUAUAUACAUUUUAACUAAUUAUAGGGAGCUCAAGGAAAUAAUAUUAUAAAAAUAUAAAGGUUAACAAUACAUAUGAUAUCAUAUAUACUGAACAAAAAUAUAAACGUAACAUGUAAAGUGUUGGUCACGUUUCAUGAGCUGAAAUAAGAGAUCCCAGAAAUGUCUCAUAUACACAAAAAGGUUAUUUCUUUCAAAUUUUGUGAACAAAUUUGUUUACAUCCCUGUUAGUGAGCAUUUCUCCUUUGCCAAGAUAAUCCAUCCACCUGACAGGUGUGGCAUAUCAAGAAGCUGAUUCAAGAGUAUGAUCAUUACACAGGUGAACCUUGUGCUGGGGACAAUAAAAGGCCACUCUAAAAUGAGCAGUUUUGUCACACAACCCAAUGCCACAAAUGUCUCAAGUUUUGAGGGAGUGUGCAAUUGACAUGCUGACUGCAGGAAUGUCCACCAGAGCUGUUGCCAGAAAAUUGAAUGUUCAUUUCUUUACCAUAAGCCGCCCCCAACGUCAUUUUAGAGAAUUUGGCAGUACGUCCAUCUGGCCUCACAACCGCAGACCCCGUGUUACCAAACCAGCCCAGGACCUCCACAUCUGGCUUCUUCAUCUGCGGGUUCGCCUGAGACCAGCCACCCAUACAGUUGAUGAAACUGUGGGUUUGCACAACCGAAGAAUUUCUGCACAAACUGUCAGAAACCGUCUCAGCGAAGGUAAUCUGCAUGCUAGUAGUCCUCACCAGGGUCUUGACCUGUCUGCAAUUUGGCGUCGUAACCAACUUCAGUGGGCAAAUGCUCACCUUCGAUGGCCACUGGCACACUGGAGAAGUGUGCUCUUCACGGAUGAAUUCUGGUUUCAACUGUACUGGGCAGAUGGAACACAGCGUGUAUGGCAUUGUGUGGGUGAUCGGUUUGCUGAUGUCAGCGUUGUGAACAGAGUGCACAUGGUGGCGGUGAGGUUAUGGUAUGGGCAGGCAUAAACUACGGACAAUGAACACAACAACAUUUUAUCUAUGGCAAUUUGAAUGCACAGAGAUACCGUGACGAGAUCCUGAGGCCCAAGUUGUGCCAUUCAUCCGCCGCCAUCAUCUCAUGUUUCAGCAUGAUAAUGCAUUGCCCCAUGUCGCAAGGAUCUGUACACAAUUCCUGGAAGCUGAAAAUGUCCCAGUUCUUCAACUGACCAGACAUGUCACCCAUUGAGCAUGUUUGGGAUGCUCUGGACCGAUGUUUACGAACAUGUGUUCCAGUUCCCGCCAAUAUCCAGCAACUUUGCACUGCUAUUGAAGAGGAGUGGGACAACAUUCCACAGGCCACUAUGAACAGCCUGAUCAACUCUAUGCAAAGGAGAUAUGUUGCACUGCAUGAGUCAAUUGGUGGUCACACCAGAUGACCUUUUUUUUAAGGUGUCUGUGACCAACAGAUGCAUAUGUGUUCCCAGUCAUGUGAAAUCCAUAGAUUAGGGCCUAAUGAAUUUAUUUCAGUUGACUGAUUUCCUUAUAUGAACUGUAACUCAGUAAAAUCUUUGAAAUUGUUGUGUGUUGCGUUUUGUAUUUUUGUUCAGUAUAUUUCCCUUGUUGAACGCACCUCAGGUGUGUUGGGCUGAAGCAACCCCUGCUCUAGCUAGGCUAGGAUAUCAUUCUUGUGUUUUCCAUGUUAUCUUACAAGUGUUCCUCUCGGGCAGGUUUCUGUGACUCCGGUUCACUCCUUAGACUACACACUCACACCCCUCUCUGAUAUCCAGUACUCAUCAUCAUGCUUGUUUGCCAACGGACGAAAGACGUUCAGUUGGACAAUGGCACCCUCUGUCUUAGGUAAAUUGCCAGCCUCCAUUCAACCCUUCUUACAAGCUAAAGAAAGCCAAAACAUUAUUUUCAGGGCCCUUUAUUUUAGUUUUAGAUGUCCAUACUAACUAUAGACAAACUCCGGGCAGACCAGGGUUUCCCAAAAGCCUCGUAGCACUAAGAUCAUCUUUCAUCCAUUUAGUUUCAAUGAUCUUAAUGCUACGAUGCUUUUGGGAAACCCAGCCCUGUGCUGUACCUCUGUCUGUGAAUGUGUUUUAAGGGUUUUGAACGUGUCUGUUAGUGCAGAGGCUGUCCAGUCACAUGUUGAGUGUGACAAUGAGAUUGUGAUCGUACCGGAGAGAGGACGCAUCGCCACAGUCACACGGACCCUGCUGGUGAAGGUAUGUACUGCUGUAGAGAAAAAUGUGAACCUCUUUGGAUUACUCUGUCACAUUUACCAUUAAGUUACACAAUUAUUAUCUAUCUAGUGUUACAGUAGUGUAACUGCUUCUGAUGAAAAACAAUUAUUCUCUUUAUCCCUCUCUCUCUCCUUCUCUAUCGGUUUCUGUCGCUCUCUCUCAGGCUGAGGGAAAUGAGCAGACUGAAACCUACAACUGGUUGCUGUGUCCAACU